GCCCCCAGACGGAAGGGGGCGGUGCUUGAGGUCUCGGCAGCCAAUGGGCGGAGGCAGGUGCGGGGCGGUGCAGCCCAUGGGCGGGGCCGAGUGCGCGGCGCGGCGCGGCGGCGAGAUGGCGGCGGCCGCGGCUGCGGAGUCGGGCCCCAGGCGCGUGGGCUUCGUGGGCGCGGGCCGCAUGGCGGAGGCCAUCGCACAGGGCCUCAUCCAAGCAGGAAAGGUGGAGGCUCGGCACGUGCUGGCCAGCGCACCGACAGACAGGAACCUCUGCCGUUUCCAGGCCCUGGGCUGCCAGACCACCCACUCCAACCAGGAGGUGCUGCAGAACUGCUCUCUCGUCUUCUUUGCCACCAAGCCGCACAUCCUGCCGGCUGUCCUGGUGGAGGUGGCUCCCGUGGUCACCGCUGAGCACAUCUUGGUGUCCGUGGCUGCCGGGGUCUCUCUGAGCACCCUGGAGGAGCUGCUGCCCCCGACAGCACGGGUGCUGCGGGUCUCGCCCAACCUGCCCUGCGUGGUCCAGGAGGGCGCCACUGUGAUGGCGCGGGGCCGCCACGCUGGGAGCGGCGAGGCUGGGCUCCUGCGGACCCUGCUGGAAGCCUGCGGGCAGUGCGAGGAGGUGCCCGAGGCCCAGGUGGACGUCCACACCGGCCUCAGCGGCAGCGGCGUGGCCUUUGUGUGCGCCUUCUCAGAGGCCUUGGCGGACGGUGCCAUGAAGAUGGGCAUGCCCGCUGGCCUGGCCCACCGCAUUGCCGCCCAGACCCUGCUGGGCACAGCCAAGAUGCUUCUGCAGAAGGGGCAGCACCCAGCUGAGCUGCGGACCGACGUGUGCACGCCGGGCGGCACCACCAUCUACGGGCUGCACGCGCUGGAGCGGGGCGGGCUGCGGGCAGCGGCCAUGAGCGCCGUGGAGGCCGCCACCUGCCGGGCCCGGGAGCUCAGCAGGAAGUAAGGCGCAGCGCUGGGUGCAGGCCACGGCCAUCCCCGGCUCCUUCCCGAGGACUUGGGUUCUCUCCAGGCUGCAGGCUGGUGGAAGAGCUGCUUGAGGGCUGGCAGGGUGAGUGGAAGACGGGUCCUGGCCAGCGGGGAACACAGGGGAGUGUGGGCCCCCCCGGCCCCUGAGCUCCUGGUAGGUGGCAGGUGGAGCUGGUCCCGGUGACCCUGCCCUGGGUCGAGAGUCCUGGAGGGGCCCGUGGCCUGGCCUCUGUCUGUAGGAUUUGGUUCUUAGCAUGUCCAUGAAGGGACCGACAGACCAGGAAAGCCAGCAACUUGGGGCCCUAAAAAGGGACCCCAGACAUGAGGCCUCUGGAAGGGGGCAGGCUGCAUGUAGCCCCAGGCUCAUGGGGGCCUCCCCAUGCCUCACAGGCCUGAGUGCUGGAGCCCCUUCCUUCCACCCACCAGCUGUGAGGCUUGCAGCAAAGUGAUCUCCUGUCUGUAAGCAGGGCUAAGGCACCUUCAUGGCAGCCUCCCCCUGGCUGCCCUCCCCCCGCACAGCCCCUCCCUCCCCUCCCCCUCAUUCCAGCCUUUAUCCGGCGGGCAGCUGGCUUGCAGCCGGUGAUUGCUUGUCUGACCCUGGCCCUUUCCCUGCUGGAAGGCUAGGCUGAGUCCAUUUCUGCAUGUUUUUUUGUUUGUUUUUUCACUUUUGAAAUGGGAAUAAAGACACUGUCCUGUA
This is a messenger RNA of Hippopotamus amphibius kiboko, 1669 nucleotides long. It is a transcript of the gene PYCR3, whose product is annotated as pyrroline-5-carboxylate reductase 3. The coding region runs from base 44 to 949 and encodes 301 amino acids. The transcript has 6 exons. Gene Ontology annotation, biological process: L-proline biosynthetic process. Gene Ontology annotation, molecular function: pyrroline-5-carboxylate reductase activity. The record is from RefSeq and is a predicted model, not a curated record. Lineage: Eukaryota; Metazoa; Chordata; Mammalia; Artiodactyla; Hippopotamidae.